Molecule: messenger RNA, 861 nt
Organism: Kuraishia capsulata CBS 1993
Lineage: Eukaryota; Fungi; Ascomycota; Pichiomycetes; Pichiales; Pichiaceae
Exons: 1
Coding region: 1-861 (286 amino acids)
Biological process (GO): regulation of DNA-templated transcription; nuclear pore organization; NLS-bearing protein import into nucleus
Cellular component (GO): nuclear pore nuclear basket; nuclear membrane; nuclear pore central transport channel
Molecular function (GO): structural constituent of nuclear pore; single-stranded DNA binding; phospholipid binding
Source: RefSeq, a predicted model, not a curated record
AUGUCCCGAUUUUCGCAGUACAUGAUACAUCCAAACGACCCGCAGUGGCAGACACAGCAAAAGAAAAUCAUUCCCAGCCAUCUGACCAAGAGGAAGCCAGAAAUCAAGUUCACAGAAAACGACGAUUUUUCUUCGUCGCCGUCAUCGCCCUUCACCUCGCAAAGAUCGUUUGGAGUCAACUUUGGAAACACCAAGCAGGGCUCUGAGGUCCCCAUCGUCAACGGAGCCGACGACCUACCGCCGCAAAAGUCGCUGUUUGAUGUUUAUGAGAAUGAGGAUAACUCCAGCUCGUUUCCCAAAGACACGGAUUUGAUCAAGGAAGACCCUACGAGGUUUAGGAACAUCUUCAGCAAGAAUACAGAGAAGAAGGAGGAGAUCAGUCCCGUCAAGAACGGCGACUCUGCGGUGUUAGUUUUUGGAUUUGUCGAGUUGGACGAGGUACUGGUCCAUUUUGAAAAGUUUGGUUCUAUUUUGGAGGAUUUCCGCAACUCAGGCUUCAAGAAGAAGUACCCCAUCUUUAUCGGAAAGCAAUGGGUCAAGAUCACAUACGACAACCCAGCCAGUGCCGUGAGAGCUUUGAGAGAAAAUGGCACCAUUCUGGAUGGUGCCGUAGUGGGCGUGAUACCUUAUACGAAGCAAUCGCUAGAACAGCUGCUGAACUCCAAAAUUUCAGAGGAAGAGGACAUCGGUGAUACUUUCCACUCAGAUCUUGGGAUCGGGAACCUCAACUUGGACACCAAGCAAGAAACUGGGUACAAAAUCAGAGACGGCAAGGAUCUCUUCAAAAACAAGCCUUCAAAACCCCAGGUCGGGUUCUUCGCACAGAUGCAGAACUAUCUCUUUGGAGCAAGCGAUAUAUAG